Messenger RNA from Torulaspora globosa, 1137 nucleotides. RefSeq names its product Gis3p (gene GIS3). The record is from RefSeq and is a predicted model, not a curated record. The transcript has a single exon. NCBI's taxonomy places the organism in Eukaryota, Fungi, Ascomycota, Saccharomycetes, Saccharomycetales, Saccharomycetaceae. The coding region runs from base 1 to 1137 and encodes 378 amino acids.
AUGCUGAUACACCCGAUGUUUGUAUAUGAUCGGAGCAUGAAGUGUGGGAUACCAAUGUUCAAUGGAGACCGUUUGUGCGGGAAUAAUGCGGGAAAGACGAAGGAGGAAAAUCUGUCUGUGACGCCUUCGAUGAGCUCUGUGAUUUCGCAGAUUAGAAAAUAUGGGGUUGGAUCGCCGGGGAGCGAUGAGGGACGAGAAUCGAACGGGGAAGCUGGGGAAUUCGACGAGGAUGCGUCUCAGUGCUCGAGCUGGGUCUACGGGAUGAAGCGGAAGCUUUCAGAGGAGACUACGACGACGAUGAGCACGCUGGGCAGCGAAGGGCCGCAUCCGCUAGCGGGAGAUCCGGUGGAGGAGGUGAUGCCGGGGGAGCGGCCUGUGUUCAAGGGCGUGAGCAUGGCGGAUUUGGAUCUGGAGUCUGAGUGGACAGCGGACGACAUUGUACAAACUUACAAGCCGGUGUACGACAGAAGAAUACGGCGGUCGUCUGUGGAUUUCGCGAUCAAUCACGAUCGUUGCAACAGCAUCAGCAGCAGCAAUGUCUUCUACGACAACGAUAAGGUGGAACUGGAGCAAUGGCCGACGUCAGUCGAGAGUAGUGGCACUCGGGAUACCCAGGAGCUGGUUCUGCCGAACCGGAGAACGAGACAGAGGAGCUUAAACCCGAAUUUUUUCAAGCUGUAUUCGAUGGAAAUCUCGGGCAGAUCCAAGAAACUUCUGCCAGAUAUCAGCGUCGAUGAGCACAUCCUGGUCCAGAUGUCCUGCCAGGAGAUCCGCGCUCUUGACAUCCAGCCGAGCGUCACCGAGCAGGGGAGCGUGUCCGCUGAGGACAUCAAGCUCGCUCUCAUUACGAGGAAAAAGCUGUGGUCGGACAUGAUCCAUGACCAGAGGCAGGACCUGUUCGGUGACUCGGUGCCGUGGAACUUGAAGUUUGUCUCCGAUGGAGACCAAUCGACCGAUUGUAAGGAAAGCUCGCUCGUGAGAGUAGAAUCGGAGCUGAAGCCAUGGCUUGUCGACAACGAAAAGAUCCACCAUACCAUGUUGAAGCCCUGCGGAAAACUCAAGCUUGGAGCGUCGUCGAACGCCAAGGAGAUCCAGUACGUGGUCAAGGGAUGGUGCGACAAGAGAUUCGCCCAAUGA